AUGAGCACUCCUAUCCAGGCUCAGUCGAUAUCUUCGCUGACGGACUUGCUUGCGAACCCGCCUCGGUAUCCUCGAAACCCCACUCACCAAGUCCACGACCCGCUUGUCCUCUACAUCGUGAGGGUACCCGGCAGUCAAGAUGUCUUCCUUACCCCCCUCAAGCCACCUACCAAGGCUUCCAUUAGCAUCGAUGCAGUCCAGUCCAGCCUCUACUUUCUGCACGUAGAGAGACCGGAGGACGACGAACUGCGGAAAUCAUUCGAAGCCGCCAAAGCUGCAGAAAAUCGCCCCUACGGCGUUGCAGGGAUCCAGCGCAAGCCUCUACCAAAUACGCCAUAUGCCAAUUAUCCGGCUUCUCAGAGACCUCCCACCCCUCCAAAAAGCUACCCACACUAUCAACCGCCAUCAGUUGGGUCGCAAGAUGAAACCCAAGCCGACCGAUACUCCAAUCGGGGUAACCGUCUCAGACUGAAUACCUCAGACCCAUCUAAACCUCCCAUCUCUCGAAAACCCAUCGGUGCCCGGUCAAUGAUGGGGAAUGCUUACAGCGGGAAUUCAUCAAGCCUAGCCGGUUUAGAAAAUAUGGAUUCUGCCAGUCCCGAAGACAAUGGCCUGGGGAGAACAGAACUGCCGCGGAAGCCAGUCUUGACACCUGCAAUGGCAAGUGGUACCGACUUACGAAAUCAAAGUCCUAAUAGAAGCUCUCCCGUACGCUCAAGCCACGGCCCCUUUCCAGAGUUACCUCUUGAUGCGUUGCGGAUUACUUUGAUCCGCCGAGAUCCGGCAUCAGGAAACCAGUGGAAUGUUGGAAACAUAGUCUUGCCUAGCACAUCUACUCGGGAGACCCCCUUACAACACUUUGAGAUGGAGCUUAUCUCCCCAGGCUACGGACGUUUUGCUCAGAAUGAAGGAACAGCUGGGCGACCGUUCCAGAGGAAAACGGGCUACAUGCUGGUACCGAACUCCGAGUCGACACCUGGUGGGAGAAAGAGGAGCAAUUCAACAGAAUUGUUCUCAACAGCGGCCAGUGCGGCGACGAGGAAGCCACGUCAAGCAUAUUCAUUCCUUUCUCCUUGGCAAGGGAUGUGCUCUUUCAGCAACGGGAUAGACGGGAGGAGCUUGAGGUGCCGGCACAUGCUCUCAGCAGCAAACUCUGGCAUGCCCGCCCUCGCCGCAGAUGUUGCCGAGCUUCGAUUUAAUCUACCGUGGGCGAAACUCCGAUCGAAAGACAUGAGCAGGCACUAUAAUGACUCACUUAACCCACCAAUAAACGUUCCUGCCCAGCCUUCCAUGUCCAAAGAUCAUCAUCAGUGGAGAAGAAGUCUUCAGAGUUUUACUCACAAGGCUCGGGAACAACUAUCCAAGCACGAUGUCACAGAUGGCCGGCCGUCAUUCGACGCGUCUGGCGGUGGUUUUCACAACGAUGCCCGUGGCAAUAGUCAAGAUGAGGAGCGCAUGAAUCUUGACCUUGGACGAGAAAAGGCUGGGGGGGGGUUUAAGGGGCACAGUGCCAAACUCGGCAAGCUGAUCAUUGAAGACGAAGGGCUCAAAAUGUGUGAUCUGGUGGUUGCUGCGUGUAUGGGGGUUUGGUGGCAGCACUACUCUGGUGAUCUGGCGGGUUAA
Exophiala aquamarina CBS 119918 is the source of this 1623-nucleotide messenger RNA. RefSeq lists its product as uncharacterized. Lineage: Eukaryota; Fungi; Ascomycota; Eurotiomycetes; Chaetothyriales; Herpotrichiellaceae. The record is from RefSeq and is a predicted model, not a curated record. The coding region runs from base 1 to 1623 and encodes 540 amino acids. The transcript has 2 exons.